Molecule: messenger RNA, 2910 nt
Organism: Plasmodium malariae
Lineage: Eukaryota; Apicomplexa; Aconoidasida; Haemosporida; Plasmodiidae
Gene: RON6
Product: rhoptry neck protein 6, putative
Exons: 15
Coding region: 1-2910 (969 amino acids)
Source: RefSeq, a predicted model, not a curated record
AUGAAAUGGAAGAAAAUGGUAAAAAGGGUUAUUACAUUAUUUGUUGAUGUGUAUUCAACAAGUAUUUAUACUUCCCACUAUUCUCAGAUAGGUAAGGGAAAAGGAGAUGAAAAUUUACAAAACUUGACUUUCGUACAUGCAGCAAGGGAUGGUCAUUAUUUUGUUAAUAAUAAUGAUAACAAUAAAAAGAGGAAUAUAAAAAAUCAUAAUACAAUCAAAGAUGUACCAUCCGAUAUAAAGGAGAAUGUUAGCUUCCUUGAAAAUUGUACAAUCAAUAGUUGUAUAAGGGUAGAGAACAAAGACCUGGAUACCUCAUCGGAAGGGGGGAUUGUUCAGAAUCUGGUGCAGGGAAAAGAUAACAGUGAAAAAGGAAAAGACGAAAAGGGGAGCAGUAAUAUUAACAACAGUAGCAGUAGUAGUAACAAUAGCAGUAGUAGUAACAAUAGCAGUAGUAGUAACAAUAACAGUAGUAGUAACAAUAGCAGUAGUAGUAACAAUAGCAGUAGUAGUAACAGUAACAGUAGUAGUAACAGUAACAGUAGUAAUGGCGGGAAAAAUGAAGAGGGAAAAGCUGACCCCGGUCAUGUCGAAAGUAGUAGUAAGGCCUCUGCCCAGAUGUUGAAAGAAUUAAAAGCAAAUGUACUCCAAGGAAACGAAAAAGAAAAAAGAGAAGAUAAUAAAGAGAAAGAGAAAUCAAAGAAAAAGGAAAAGAUAAAGGAAGAAAAAAAUGGAGGAAGCGGCGGCGGAAGUGGCACCGAAAAAACAAACGAAGCAAACAAGGGUGAACAAAAAGAGGAAUAUGAAAACAACGAUGAGGAUAACGUAGACAUAGAGGAAGAGGAGAAAGACUCGGAUGAUGAAAAAGAUGAUGUAGAGGAAAAUUUAGACGGAGAGAUUGAGGAUGAAUACGAUGAAGAUGAUGAAGAGCAGAAGGGAAAGGUCAAAAAUAAAAGCAGCGAUGAGGAUAAAGAGCAAAGCAACGAUAAGGGUAAAGAGCAAAGCAACGAUAAGGGUAAAGAGCAAAGCAACGAUAAGGGUAAAGAGCAAAGCAACGAUAAGGGUAAAGAGCAAAGCAACGAUAAGGGUAAAGAGCAAAGCAACGAUAAGGGUAAAGAGCAAAGCAACGAUAAGGGUAAAGAGCAAAGCAACGAUAAGGGUAAAGAGCAAAGCAACGAUAAGGGUAAAGAGCAAAGCAACGAUAAAGGUAAAGAACAAAAUAGAGAAAAGGUAGAGGAGGUAAAUAAGGGGAGUAGUAAUAAUAAGGGUGAGGGGAAGAAGAACAACGAAAAAGACCAGGGGAAGAAUAAAGAGGAUGGAAACAAGAAGGAUGUAGAGCAAGUUAAUAAUAAUAAAGAUGAAGAAGAGAAAUUGAAUGAAGGGCAGGUACAAAAGAAAGAUAAAGCAAACGAUGUCGAUAAAGCAAACGGUGUCGAUAAAGCAAACGGUGUCGAUAAAGAGAUGGAAGAGGAUGAAGAGAAGGAGGAGGACGAAGAGAAGGAGGAGGACGAAGAGAAGGAGGGGAACGAAGAAAAGGAGGACGAAGAAAAAGAGGAGGAAGGAAAAUUAAAAAAAAAGGAAAAAAAAAAAGAUAACAACGAUGUUAAUGAAAGAAUGAACGAUAUUGAAGAAGAAAAGGAAAUGGAAGAAAUGGAGGAAAAGGAAGAAGGUGAACAAAACGAAAGUACUGAAGAAAUGAGCAAAGAUAAGAAGCAAAAUGAUGAAAAGGUAGACGGAAAAGGUACCAAUGUAUAUAUAAAUGGUGAAAGAGAAAAGGAGGAAGAUGCACAAAAGUACAGUCAAAUGAAUAUAGCUUAUAAGAAGAAAGGAAAGCUUCAGGAGGAAACACUGCACCCACUUAACAAUGAGAAAGUCUGGAAUCCCUCAAAGGAAAAAAAUAAAACAUAUGAUGAAUCCCAUAUGUUUACUAUAGACAAAAAGAUGCACAAAAGUUUGUCGAGUAUUAACGGAAUCCUCCGUGGUCUAAACGACAAAUUGAAUCGACAUAAAGAUUUGAAAAAUAAAGAACUGAGGCUAAAAUUCGAGGCUAUGGGGAGAAUAAAUGAAUACAAAAUAUACAAUGAGGUCAUUCAAAAAUCUGUUGAAAUUCUGACCAUCCGAUUGAUGAAGAUCAACGAUGACUUGAAAAAGCUAAAACAUUCUUCGGAUGUUGCCCUUCAAAAAUACAUGAACGAAAAGGGUUACGGAAUGAUGAAAUUCUCGAAUUUAACAAAAUACGAUAAUUCAGAAGAGGAGAAGAUUCUCAAAAGAGACGCAACAGGUAGAGCUGAAGGGAAAAAAGGGGGUCGUUUGCAUUGUCCUGUUGACUGCAAUAGGGAAACGUGCUAUAACAAGCCCUCUCAUCCAACUCAGUGCUACAAAUUAGAGCAGAGAGGAAACGAAAUUAAGAAAAUGUGCGAACCUUUUGUGGAUGUCCACAAUGCCACAUGCAGAACGGAUUUUCAUCACUGUGCUAUAGCAGAACCAGAACGAAAUAAAAAAUACUCCAUCUUUGUAUCGAAUGAGCACGAAGGAACCCCUCAGUUCAUCACAAUAAGAGGAUACAAUUUGCAUGAGUGUCUACAGCUGCUUGUUGUUAACCAGGGCUCAUCAUGCUCUCCAAUGAGCAUUGAAAAAAACAUAACGGAGUCGAGUGAAAUACUGGCGGAGCCUGUUCUAACAAAGCUUUUGCACAAUGAAAUUCUGCUGGAGAAUAUUAAGAUAAGCAAAGCAGGAGAGUACAACAUCUGCUUAGCGCAGUUCUACCAGGAACCGGAAGAGGAGGAUCUUCUAUCGAAGAACAAGUCCAACAAGAAUAAAAAAAGGAAAAAAAAUGAUAUGAAAAUUUUAGGUAUAGACACUAUCGGCGCUUUGUACGUUUUACCAGUGCCCUCCAAAAAAGGACACUCUUGA